Molecule: messenger RNA, 3314 nt
Organism: Oncorhynchus keta (chum salmon)
Lineage: Eukaryota; Metazoa; Chordata; Actinopteri; Salmoniformes; Salmonidae
Product: interleukin enhancer-binding factor 3 homolog
Exons: 19
Coding region: 189-2723 (844 amino acids)
Cellular component (GO): precatalytic spliceosome
Molecular function (GO): double-stranded RNA binding; single-stranded RNA binding
Source: RefSeq, a predicted model, not a curated record
UGCUACUUUCGCCCAAUUAGCUUUCAGAAUUUGCUGUUCAGGUAGUCAUUUCUGCUCCUCCGCGAAGAGAGUUGGAGCGAAGCGUUACAGAAUUGCAGAACGAAGCAGCAGUGUUGGUGUUCUGUCUCAGGAAGGACCUGUUCUUGUAUCACUGCCAUAUACACAGGAUCGAAGACUCUAAAGCAACUAUGCCUCCUCCCCUGCGCCACCGCUCCAUGCGUAUCUUCAUGAAUGACGAUCGCCACGUGAUGGCCAAGCACUCCGCUGUGUACCCCACACAGGAGGAGCUGGAGGGUGUGCAGAACAUGGUGUCCCACACAGAGCGUGCCCUCAAGGCUGUCUCCGACUGGCUGGACGAGCAGGAGAAGGUGGUCAAGUCUGAGCCAGACGGAACCGAGUCCGAUAAAGAAAGUGAGCCCAAGGUGUCGGAACAGGCCACACGGUCCCUGCGUGGGGUGAUGAGGGUGGGCCUGGUUGCCAAGGGCUUGCUGCUGAAGGGGGACCUAGACCUGGAGCUGGUGCUUUUGUGCAAGGACAAACCCACCAUCACCCUGCUGAAGAAUGUGGCAGACAACCUGGCUGUGCAACUCAAGACCAUCACAGAGGACAAGUAUGAGGUCACUCAGGUCAUCCGUGAAGCCACCAUCGUGAUCAAGAGCACCAAGGAGGCUCCCCUGACCCUGACUAUCAACAUGACGUCCCCCCUGGUCCGCGAGGAGGUGGAGAAACAGGCUGCCGGAGAAACGCUAUCAGUCAACGAUCCACCGGAUGUUCUGGACAGGCAGAAAUGCCUUACUGCCUUGGCGUCUCUUCGCCACGCCAAGUGGUUCCAGGCCAGGGCCAAUGGGCUGAGGUCCUGCGUCAUUGUCAUCCGUAUCCUGAGGGACUUGUGCUCCCGUGUCCCCACUUGGGCCCCACUGCAUGGAUGGCCAAUAGAGCUGCUGUGUGAGAAGGCAAUUGGCACAGGGAACCGGCCAAUGGGGGCAGGAGAGGCUCUGCGAAGAGUUUUGGAGUGUCUGGCUUCUGGAAUCCUCAUGGCUGAUGGUGCUGGAAUCUGUGAUCCAUGUGAGAAGGAUCUGACAGAUGCUAUUGGCCACCUGGACCUCCAGCAGAGGGAGGACCUCACACAGAGUGCCCAGCAUGCCUUAAGGCUGUCUGCCUUCGGACAGCUUCACAAAGUGCUAGGGAUGGACCCCCUUCCUUCCAAAAUGCCCCGGAAACCCAGGAGCGAGACCCCAAUUGACUAUACAGUCCAAAUCCCCCCCAGUACAACCUACGCCCCACCAAUGAAGAGGCCCAUCGAGGAGGAGGAAGGAGGGGAGGACAAAAGUCCAAACAAGAAGAAAAAGAAGUUGCAAAAGAAAUCCCCAGAUGAGAAGUCAGAGCCUCCCCAGGCCAUGAAUGCUCUGAUGAGGCUGAACCAGCUGAAGCCUGGCCUGCAGUAUAAACUCCUCUCCCAAACUGGCCCGGUGCACGUACCAGUCUUCACCAUGGCUGUUGAGGUGGACAGCAAGAGCUUUGAAGCCUCAGGCCCAUCCAAACGCACUGCCAAGCUUCACGUUGCUGUCAAGGUCCUCCAGGACAUGGGCCUCCCCACAGGUGUGGAGCUGAAGACUGCUGAGCCAGUGAAGACUGAGGUGGCAACGGCCAUUGUGGAGGUGGUGAAACCCUGCAUCACUCCCAUCGCAAUGGACACUGCAGCCACAGGGGCGGACAGCGUGGAGGCCACAGACGGUGCAGAGAGUGCUCGUCAACAGGGACCAAUCCUGACCAAACAUGGGAAGAACCCUGUGAUGGAGCUGAACGAGAAGCGGCGCGGCCUCAAGUAUGAGCUCAUCUCAGAGACCGGAGGCAGCCACGACAAACGCUUCGUCAUGGAGGUGGAGAUAGACGAACAGAAGUUCCAAGGGACUGGCUCCAAUAAGAAGGUGGCCAAGGCCUAUGCUGCCUUGGCAGCCCUGGACAAACUCUUCCCAGAGGGCUCUGUGACUGAGGCAGCCAAGAAGAAGAAACUCCCAAUGCAUGGGUUUGGCAUGAUGGGUGACCCGACUGGUGACCCGGCAGCCACUCCCAGGGGCAGAGGUAGAGGGCGUGGCAGGGGGAGGGGCCGAGGCUUCAAUAACGGUGGCAGCUAUGGACAAGGUGGCUAUGGAAGUUAUGGAUAUGGGAACAAUGGAAACUCUGGAGGCUAUAAUUAUUACAAUAGUGGAGCAAAUGGUGGAGCUGCAGCUGCUGGCACCGUUACUGAAGUCCCUGCGGCCAGCACUACAGGCGUGACAGCUACAGGAACCUACAGUUCAUACUACCAGAACGAUGGAGGCUACUCCAGCCCUUCUCCAGCCCCCAAAGCCCCUGUCAAAAAGGAGGCCAAGUCGACCUUCCCUGGACCACCAGGAGUUGGUGGAGGGGCCCAAGGGGCCUACCAGACCACCCCUGGCCAGAGUGCCUAUAACCAGUAUGGCCAGGGCUAUGGGCAAGGCAAUAAGACCUUCAAUCAAAACCAGGCAGGAGCAGGAGUUUAUCCUUACAGCACUGCCUACCCCAGCCAGGUGACGGGCAGCACUGUUGCCAGCCAAGACUAUAGUUAUGACGGUUACGGAAAUCAGUCAAAUUACAACGCACAGGCAGAAGCCAACCAGAGCUAUGGUGCUAAUCCAGCUCCAUACCACAACCCAGUAGGAUACGGCAGGGGAGACCCCACCAUGAACUACCAGUACAGAUAGACUGACUCCGUGAUGGUGGCUAUCCUGGUUUUUCCAUGUCUGCGUGCAUUUGGUUAUUUUUUUUUACUUUAAAGAAAUAAACUGGACUUAUUAGUUGGCAGCUCCCCACGGCUGAAUCAGUCUUUUUCAUCAGUUUGGUCAGUGUUCAAGUUUGUAUUUUCUUUGUAUGCACUCCACCAAUUUCCCCUCCCCACCAUCACUACCACUCAAAAAGAGGGAAUGACAUCUUUUCUUUUUUACCACCAGUUAUGAUUUUAUUUCUGUCCAUACACAAGUUAACUAUGUUGUUUUUGGCUGAGGAUUUGUUUAAAUUUUCAUUUCACAUUACAAUGGGUCUGGAGAACUGCUUGUUUGUUGAAGUAUUUGUUUGUAAUUUUAGACAUUUAUUUUUCAAUGUUUUACUUGAUGCAUUUCUGUAGUUUUAAUUUUAAUAAAUCAUUUUGGAAGUUUACUAGAAAUAUAUUUUAAAUGUCAAUCACAUUUCUGGUCAAAGUAGAUAUGGUGGUUAGGAUUAUUUCAUUUUUUUCUCAGAACAGUGUAUAAGAAAGUGGUGUUUGUAUCAAUAAAGGACUUAUUUUGGAGCAAAGCAAA